AUGUCGAACGAUGCAUACGAGGACAGCGGCUCGCCACAUUUGAGAAUGUUCAAGACGAUCGGCCAGUUCCUCGCCAAGUUUGGACUGAACACCGAUGUCUGUCGUCAACUGGGUAAUCUACUGCGUGCAACCAGCGAGAUAUUUGAUAUCGAGCAGAAAGAAGCCUCAAUGAAGAUUGGCGUUAAUGCAAGGAGCGAAGAAACGAGACAAGCAGGCAGAGUCUGGCUCAGUGGGAUGAGAAUGGCCAUUGGGACAGGACUAGGAAAGUUAGGUGAUGCCGGUCUAAUGACUGAGGCGGACUGGCACAGAUUGAUUGAUCAAGUUGAGCACGAAGCUGAGGCAACUGGCUUCGUCCUGAGAUGGUGGGCUGCCUGGGGUAAGCGUAAGGCUUCUAUAUAA
Molecule: messenger RNA, 399 nt
Organism: Exophiala viscosa
Lineage: Eukaryota; Fungi; Ascomycota; Eurotiomycetes; Chaetothyriales; Herpotrichiellaceae
Exons: 1
Coding region: 1-399 (132 amino acids)
Source: RefSeq, a predicted model, not a curated record